GUAUCCCGCCUUAUCGAAAAUGUUUGUCCUCGGUUAUAAAAAAAGACUCAAAAGAGAAAUACACGGUAUUCAGCCAGGCUAGUGAAUGCCAGUCUCAUUAAACCACGACACUGUGAUGAAGAUGGACGGGAUUAUAUUUUAAAUGAAAGAUGGUCGAAGAUGAACUGAUAUUUGACGCUUGGAUUGCUAUGAUUGACACCAGGAUUGCUAUGGUUGACGCUUGAACUUCCUUCAAACCUUCCGUCAUUAUCAGAAUGAACGGAAUUUUAUUACCACUUUUCAUGUUACCCAUGAUUUGGGCUAAAAUUGUGAAGUUAGAGAUUGAGGAUUUCAAAUUAAAGAAACAUGAACCUUGGAUAAUACGAGAUGAUGUCGUCACGAGGUCACGUGCUUCCGGUCAGUUCUCCGUGCAUUUGUUCCAGAAUGACGUAGUGAUCGGAGAAUUCUGUUUACCUGGCUACAGAAAAGUAGAGUUAGUGAAUAUGAUGUACUCUAACGACGGUCCAACAGAUGUGAUAGACGUAAGUAUAAACCGGAAACAUGUUGGAAAUGCUCAAACAAAGAUGUUAAUUGGCGGGAAAUCAGGCUGGGAUGACUUUCGGUCAACGUGGAAUAUCGGUAAACCAAUGACAUUGCCACCUGGGCGCCACACCAUCAUCUUAAAUGUGACUUCGUCAGAUCGAUGGGGCACCGAAUUGGAUGUGAUUCUUUUCAAUAUUGAAGACGAUAAUCUUAGUGACAAGGCAUUUCGGUGUGCUUUAUUUUGCUUUGAAAACAUUGAUUACAGUGAUGUCAGUGGUCGCCGGGACGACGUUCCCAGCGCGAAAUUCGUCCAAUAUAGCAGGAGUGCGACCUGUGCCGAGGACGAUAAUAUCAAGAUUGCAAUUUAUCAUGAUACGGCUAGAAAAUUUCUAAUCACUGCAUCUGGACCCAGGUAUAGAUCCUUUAAAAAUGACAGAAACCCGACUUUCGAAGGAUGUCGGGCAACAAAUCCGAUAUGGAGGUUCGAUAAUGUUAGUGUAGAACCGUCUCGAGCGUCUGUGGAAUCUUCACGCGCACUUGUAAGAUUUGCAGGAAAAAAUGAAAACAUAGAGGUCACCGUGACCUUUGCGGCAAUAGAACGACUGAAAACAAGAGAUUUUGACACUAUGAAUAUUGGUUCAAAACUAUAUGUGAAAUUACGGAAUAUAUCAUCAGUUAUACAGGUUUUUGUGGCAUAUUUAGGACAGAACAGGACAUGGACAGACCUUUCAUGGCAAUCGUUUAAUCCUGAAAUACUAACCAGGAAUUGGUCUAUUCCGGAUUGGUCAUGGUCUAAACAAAGAGGAAAUCUAGUGAAACUAACCUUCGUGAGAACAUUAGCAGAAUCAGCCUCGCCAAUAUUCAUAGAAGAGAUAGGACUGAAGCAGAGACAACUUAACACUUCGAAAAAGUCCUUAUUUGAAAAUGAAGAAUUUAUCAUUGAAGGAGUUGAUCUUGAUUUUUGGUGGCAAAAAGAAAAACGCAUGACAGUCACGGUUCUUCAAACCGGAACUACUUACACAGAUGCAGACUGCAUCCUGAUACGUUACAAACAGCAAUGGAAGGCCGAUCGUCACUCCCGCAUAUUUCAGAUAUGUCAGGACGGUCAUAUUAAUCUUGCCCCUCCGGUACCUCACGGUCUUGACUGGAUUCCUUUCGGCUCAUCAGUCUUACUCGGACCUGCAGACCCACGAUUUACCCGUCCUUACACAGACAUCCAACAUAUCGAUAUUGACGCUAGGUUGGUAUCGUUAAUCGUACUCUAUCGAGAUAACUCUUCUCUGACGCUUUCCCUAAAACCAUCCUAUCUGGAAACCCGACUAUUUAUCGAGGAUGUAUUUGUCAGUAGUGAAAAACGGGCCACCCUCCCUCUGAUAACAUUCGUGUCCAUGUGGGUGACAGACGGCAACGCCGACGUAGAUCACGUUACCAUUAACGGCGACUCGCCACGACACAUUAUACAGCACUGGGGCGCCCUCUACGGAGUGUCUGCUACAUUCUUCCGGCAAUGCAUUUCGUCACACAACACACAGAGCCCGGAUAUACGCGUCGACGUUCUCGGUUAUGAGGAUGAAGCCAACUUAUAAUCUACAUGACAUACACUUCUCAGCGAUAAAUCGUUCAAAGACGAUAUACAUACAAGGAACAAUAACUCGUAUAUGAAUUGUUAAAGCCAUCAAACUACAUCACUUCACUUGCUUUUGUGAACGAUCCCGGCAUGUUGUAUUAAACCAUACAUUAUAUUUUUUUACACCCACAUAAGAUAUUCAUGUCCUGAUAAGCAAACACGACCGAAGAGAUACGCAUUUCUUUGGAUAAUAUGAACAUUGAUAUGAAAGUAGUUGUUUUUUGCCUUU
Messenger RNA from Pecten maximus, 2378 nucleotides. RefSeq lists its product as uncharacterized. NCBI's taxonomy places the organism in Eukaryota, Metazoa, Mollusca, Bivalvia, Pectinida, Pectinidae. Bases 255 to 2108 code for a protein of 617 amino acids. The record is from RefSeq and is a predicted model, not a curated record. The transcript is spliced from 2 exons.